Messenger RNA from Iphiclides podalirius (scarce swallowtail), 345 nucleotides. The record is from the annotation of a GenBank genome assembly. NCBI's taxonomy places the organism in Eukaryota, Metazoa, Arthropoda, Insecta, Lepidoptera, Papilionidae.
AUGUUCAAGCUCGUAGUGUUGUCCGCUCUUCUCGCCGCCGCGGCCGCCAAGCCGGACGUGUUCUUCACCGGCCCGCUGGCGCCUACCACUUACGUGGCCACGGUCCCGGCCGCCACCACCUACUUGCAGUCCAGCAGUUACUACCCAGCACCCACCGUCUACUCGUCCCUGUCCAACCCACACUUCAUCAAGAAGCGCUCGGCUCCGUUCUACACCAGCUAUGUGGCGCCCUCUACCUACCUAGCAUCAAGCCCCCUGGCCACAACCUACUCGGCUGUUCUCCCUAGUGCAUCGUAUUAUUCCGCUUAUCCCGGCUAUGCUGCUGGUUUGCCUUUCAUCAAGAAG